Molecule: messenger RNA, 2211 nt
Organism: Eimeria tenella
Lineage: Eukaryota; Apicomplexa; Conoidasida; Eucoccidiorida; Eimeriidae
Exons: 1
Source: RefSeq, a predicted model, not a curated record
AUGGAGCCCUUGCCGACCCUCAGCAGGAAGCCAUCGCGGGCAGCCGCGAAGCUGCGGCUGUUCUUUCGCGCCAGCGGCGCCCCUCCCAGCGCCACCCCCGCAGCAGCAGCAGCAGCAGCAGCUGCUGCUGCUGCUGCUGUAGGCGAACGCCCUGCGCACCCAGGGGCCUCGGGGGGCCCCCGAGCCUUCGCCUGCCUCAGGCCAGGGGGCACGGGGGGCCCCUCCUGCCCCCCUUUAGCAGCAGUUUGGGGCCCCUUGUGUCGCCUUGUUAAGCGCCAGUCUCGUGCUGCUGCUGUUCAGGGGCCCCUGGGGGCCUCCGAGCUCCCCACGCCCCCCACGGGCUCUCCCUCCAGCACUCUCGAGGUCUUAUCGGACUUAGCAGCAAAAGAAAAAGAAGCAGCAGAGGCCCCUGCGGGGGCCCCCGCGCCUCCCCAGGCGGGGGCCUCCCCCCGGGGGCCCCCCGGGGGUCCCCAGGGGGGCGCCCCGGGGGGCCCCCCGGGGCCCAGGGAACCCGCAGGCCGGGGGGCCCCCCAGGGGCCCCCAGAGGGGCCCCCCGCGCCUGUGCUGCCGCGGCCAGUGGUGUUUGUACCCUUUCGACACCAAGUGGGUUUUGAAUUUGCACUUCCUCAUGAUUGUCCAACAAUAAUGGAAGAAGAAGAAUGGACUUCUUUGGAUUGCAGCGAAGCAGAAAGUACCCAGUGGAGGCCCGAGAAGUACGUGCGCAGACGCCCGGAAGAGCCCGCGGCCGCGCUGCAGCAGCAGCAGCCAGCAGCAGCAGCGGCAGCAGCAGCAGCAGCAGCAGCUGCAGCGGGGAAAGACGGCAGCAACAGCGCCCAGCAGGGCAGGCACGCGGAAAAAGAAGCAGCCGAAGACUUCUGCGGAGCCGCAGCGGCCGAAGCACCCCUAAUAAGGCCUGCUGCUGCUGCUGCUGCUGCUGCUGCUGCUGCUGCUGCUGCGGGCGGGCUCAGGGAGGUGGCGGGGCCCGUCGGUGCAGCGCCGCUGGAGGGCCAGGAGCAGCCGGAGGUGACCAGUGGACCACUUUCGGUGCUGGGGACUUUGGCCCAGAAGGUGGCAGCAGCUUUGGCUGCUUCUGCUGCAGCACUAAGUGCAUGCAGCACAGCAGACUUAAUUGACGAAAGCCAGCUUCUGCUGCCCAGCAGCAACUCCCCGCAGCAAGCUGCAGGCUGCCACCAGCAGCAGCUCGCAGCUCUAGACGCCCCACGAAAAGAUGCGAACUGCAGCAGCAGCAGCAGCUACAGCAGCUGCAGCAGCAGCGGCGAAGGCAGCAGCAGAGCAGUCGCAUGCUUAGCAGCAGCAGCGCGGGACCGAGAAGACACAAGAAGGAAUUUAAUCAUCUCAAAAACUGCAGCAGAUUGCACCAGAGAAAGCCCCUACGAAAGCCAGCAGAGUGAGGGUCUCGAGGCCACUCUAGCUGCUGCUGCUGCUGCUGCUGCUGCAGCUGCAGCAGCAGCACGUGGCGGCGGCUACCAGCUGCAGUCGCCCUUUGCCAACAUAAACAAAUAUCUUGAAAUGAACACGACCGCAGCUGCCUCUUGGCGCUGCGUCGCUGCAAGCCGGCCAGGGGACGCUGCUGCAGCUGCUGCUGCAGCUGCCGCUGCUGCUGCUGCUGCUGCUGCUGCGGAAGAGGGUGAUGAGGAUGACUGCGGUGUGCUGAGCAAAGGCCAAGACCUGCAGCCCCUGUACGGCUACAGCUUAACUGCUGCUGCUUCUCAGUUUGCGGCCAGCAGCAUGGGAAAGCUGGAGGGGCCAGCAGCAGCAGCUGCUGCUGCUGCACUGCUGCGGGUUUCCGGAGCCUUCACGAACAGCCAGGGGGCCCCCCGACAGCCCAAGGGGCCCCUGCGUGCCCCACCUUCCGUCUGGGGGCCCCUUGGUGGUGCCCAAAUUGAAAUUGAUAUAUUCCAAGGCUGCCAAGCAGCAGCAGUUUUGAACUUUGCUCAAUGUACCACCAGCUACCCUGGGCUGCAGCAGCAGCAGCAGCAGCAGCAGAGCCCCUACUACGGCUCGUCUUCGCUGCUGUCUGCCUGGAUGGAAGUGCCGCCCGCGGCAGCAGACUCGCAGGAAGCAGCAGCAGCAGCAGCAGCAGCUGCUGCUGCUGCUGCUGCUGAUGCUGAUGUCCACUGGGGCCUCCACUACGGAAGCAGCAGCAGAAGAGAACGGACUUGGCGCUCAAAUGGAGUUGUUGAAGAAGAA